CAUUCCGCGACCAUCGGCAGCCUCAGGACGUGUGGUGCUAUGGCUUCCUCCGGGGUGGCGGGUGGGAGACAGGCCGAAGAUACGCUACAGCCACCGCCCGAGCUGCUGCCGGAGUCCAAGCCGCCGCCACCGCCCCAGCCUCUGCCGGUCGCCGCGCUCCCGCCACCGGCGGCUCCGCGGCCUCAGUCCCCCGCUGGCGCGAAGGAGGAGAAUUACUCCUUUUUGCCGUUGGUUCACAAUGUCAUCAAAUGCAUGGACAAGGACAGCCCAGAUCUCCACCAGGACCUGAACGCCCUCAAAACAAAGUUCCAGGAGAUGCGGAAGCUCAUAGGCACCAUGCCCGGCAUCCAUGUGAGCCCUGAGCAGCAGCAGCAGCAGCUACACAGCCUCCGAGAGCAAGUCAGGACCAAGAGUGAGCUUCUGCAGAAGUACAAGAGCCUCUGCAUGUUUGAGAUCCCCAAGGAGUAGGGCCAGCUCCCAGGGAAGCUGUGGUGGCCAGCUCCAAACUGUGAGGCCACCUGUGGCUGGCGUGGGCCUCAGUGACUAUACUCAGCCUUGACUAUGCCCCGGGCCCAUCAACACAUCUACAAGGCACAGAGGGGGAGGAAGUAGCUGUUCCCUUCUUUCCCUCAGCUCCUCCCACUCCCGAUAGCAUCAGCAUGGUAUCCGGUACAUACUGUUCCCAUUAACAGCAGUUUCAUGAAGCAUUUGCAUAGAAUUCACGAGGUAAAUUAGGCCUGCACUCAGAUGGCAUGGAUUUAUUAUAAUUAAAGCAGGCUGUGAGAGUAUGAACAUUGUUUUGAAAGGCCAGAGGGUGGGUGGCUUCUCCCUGAAAACAGUUCACUUCCUUUUUUAUUUGAACUAUUGAAUGAAACUAUAUCUCUGGGGGUGUCAGUCCAGAGCUCCACGAACCAGCCACCGACUCGGUUCCCAGCCUCCUGCAUGCUAGCCUUAUAGGUUCUUGCUCCCUUUAUCUCCAUCACUUCAGGCAGUGCUCAGAAUAGCCAAAGCACUGCUUGCCUGGGGCCCUUUGUCCUUCCCACACUGGCUCAAAGAAGCUGUUAGGCAAGCGGCUCUGCCCUGAUUCGUAUGCCCUGGCUCGUAUGCCCUGGCCUACCUCGUCAUCUCCACUCUAGCCAAGAAGUCACAUUUGCUACCCUGCACAUGGUCCCUGCACACUUCUGGUUUAGGGCAAAGUAGCUGGCAGGAGCAAUUGGGGCAGUUUCUUAGCCAGGGGUAUAUGUGGUUUGAAGGGCAUGGGGAGCUAAGUCUGGAGGUCCCAUAGCUGUGUUCUACUUGUAGUGUGUGCCCAGCGAUUUCCAGGUAGGACACUGUGUUCUCUCAGGGACUGUUACACUGAGGGCACCAUGGCCCCUUCUCAGGAGGAAGGUGAGAAGUACCCAGUAUUGUUUGGAUCUUGAAAUGGGCACAGCCUGGGCUGACCAGCUUAGGACUUAGCAGGUGCCUGUCAACUGGCCUUGGCAGGAGCACUGGCUGGGGAUGUGUUUAGCAAGGGUUCUGGUGGCAUUGUCUAUCCAAGAUGCCUCACACUGGGGCCUGGAAUGUGUGAAAGAGGGUUCUGACUUCCAGUGGUUUGGGCACAAAAGUGGGCUCUGAGUUUAAGUAGAGGGUGCCAGUUAAGCCACCUCUGCCUUGGGACUGUUAUUUAACUGAAUCAGUUACUUUCUGCAAAGUUGAAGCAGUGGCUGGGCCAGUUUUAAGGCUCUGACUGGUUCCUGUAAGCGCACAGAGGCUUCUCUGUUUCAGUGUGUUGACCUGUUACAUCUUCAGAUAUGUAAUUAAAAGUAUGUUCUGCUCUCAGGA
Molecule: messenger RNA, 1824 nt
Organism: Mastomys coucha (southern multimammate mouse)
Lineage: Eukaryota; Metazoa; Chordata; Mammalia; Rodentia; Muridae
Gene: Med9
Product: mediator complex subunit 9
Exons: 2
Coding region: 40-468 (142 amino acids)
Biological process (GO): regulation of transcription by RNA polymerase II
Cellular component (GO): mediator complex
Molecular function (GO): transcription coregulator activity
Source: RefSeq, a predicted model, not a curated record